GAACAUAGUGAGCUAACCAAUUCGGUGGGCAGCAGCAUUUUGUCUGAAGUGGCCACGGAAUCUCCAUGUUAUAUAUAGGCAGCAACACCAGUAUCUAAAAAGCAUCGAGCAGGAUGGACGAAUCGACGAUGAAUAAGACCGUUCUGGAGGUCGGAGCCGACGGAGUUGGCAUCAUCACCAUCGUCAAUCCUCCCCUCAACUUGGUCUCCGUUGAUGUAUUUCUUAGCUUAAAGAAGAGCAUUGAGGAAGCAGUACAACGUGAUGACAUUAAAGCACUUGUUAUAACUGGUUCACAAGGCAAGUUUUCAGCAGGUGCCGACGUGACAACGUUUGGGAAAGGGAUAAAGGCGCGCACUGACUUUGGUUUCCUAUCCAUUGAAUUUGCAACCGACACAUUGGAAGCUGCUAGAAAACCUAUCGUGGCUGCAAUUGAUGGACCUGCAUUUGGUGGUGGAUUAGAAGUUGCGCUGGCUUGCCAUGCCCGUAUAUCCACCUCUGCAGCACAACUAGGCUUGACUGAACUCCAGUACGGAAUCCUUCCUGGACUUGGAGGAACUCAACGUCUUCCACGGCUAGUGGGUCUUCCUAAGGCCCUUGAGAUGAUUAUGAUGUCAAAAAGAAUAAGUGGGAAAGAUGCUUUAAAGUUGGGACUGGUGGACGCUAUAGCUCCAAGGGAUACAUUGCUUAGUACAGCACGACAGUGGGCUUUGGAUAUAUCGGAUUACAGAAAACCAUGGGUUGUUAGCCUUUACAAAACUGACAGAUUAGAGCCCUUGUCAGAAGCUAGGAUAAUACUUAACUUAGCCAAAUCUCAAGCACGGGAAAGAACUCCAAAUUUGACACACCCACUGGUUUGCAUUGAUGUCAUUGAAGAGGGUAUAGUUGCCGGUCCUCGUACUGGACUAUGGAAGGAAGCAGAGGCUUUGCUACAACUUCGACAAUCAGACACUUGCAAGGCUUUAGUCCACUUUUUCUUUGCUCAGCGAGCAACGUUGAAGAUUCCUGGCAUCACUGAUAUGGCACUCUCACCACGGAAAAUAAAUAAGGUUGCCAUUUUAGGCGGUGGUUUAAUGGGCUCUGGAAUAGCAACAGCGUUUCUUCUGGCUAAUUACCAUGUAAUCCUUAAAGAAGUAGAUCACAAUUUACUGUUAGCUGGGAUUGGCAGAGUUAAAGCCAAUCUCCGAAGUCAUGCUAAAAAAGGGAAAAUGACUAAAGAGAAACUGGAGACAGUUUCUUCUCUAUUAGAGGGUGUUCUUGAUUAUGAUAGCUUCAAAGAUGUGGACUUGGUCAUAGAGGCUGUUCUUGAAGAUGUCUCUUUAAAACAACAAGUUUUUGCUGAUCUCGAGAAGUAUUGCCCUCAGCAUUGCAUCUUUGCCAGUAAUACCAGCUCUAUUGACUUAAAUAAAAUUGGAGAAAACACCACAUCCCAAAAUAGGAUCCUUGGGGCCCACUUUUUUAGUCCUGCUCAGUUCAUGCCUCUCCUGGAGAUAGUACGUACAGAAUGGACAUCCUUGCAAGUGCUUGUGGACUUGCUGGAUGUUUCAAAGAAGAUAAAGAAAACAGCUGUAGUUGUUGGUAACUGCACUGGAUUUGCAGUAAAUCGCAUGUUCUUUCCGUUCUCCCAAGCAGCCACACUGCUCGUAGAACGUGGUGCAGAUAUCUAUCAGAUUGAUCAGUCUAUCACAAGUUUUGGAAUGCCGAUGGGCCCGUUUAGAUUGGCCGAUCUAGUUGGCUUUCGAGUUGCUGUUGCCAGUGGUUCUCAAUACAUUGAAAAGUUCAAAGAAAGAGUCCAUAAAUCAUAUCUGAUUCCCUUCAUGCUUGAGGAUAAACGCGAAGGUCAAUCCACCUGUAAAGGUUUCUAUCUUUAUGAUGAAAAGCGGAAAGCUAGUCCAGAUCCAGAAAUAGUGAAAUUUGUCGAGAAAGCUAGAAGAGCAUCUCAAGUUACUGUGGAUCCCAAGCUGUCAAGGCUGUCUGCUGGAGAAAUAGUGGAAAUGCUAUUCUUUCCUGUUGUGAAUGAGGCCUGCCGUAUACUUGCAGAAGGAGUUGCAAUUAGAGCAUCAGAUCUUGAUAUUGCUUCUGUUUUGGGAAGGGGAUUUCCUGCAUAUAGAGGAGGGAUCAUUUUCUGGGCCAAUUUUAUUGGCUCUAAAUACAUCUGCUCAAGAUUGGAGGAUUGGUCUAGAGUUUAUGGCAAGUUCUUCGAGCCCUGUCCUUAUUUAGUGGAACAUGCUAUGAAACAGAUUCCUCUGGGGACAGAAACUAAGCACACACCCCGACUAUGAGCUUCAUCUGCUCCGCAAGAAUGUUUGAAUCAGUAAGAGUGGCCUCCAGAAGAAUAGUCACCAUGCAAAAACUCAAAUCUCUUCAGCCUGUUCCAGUGCUAUCCCCAUUGAAAGAUACGUUAAAAACCGUUGAUUUCUUAUAAUGCUAUUUCAACAUGAAUCAGAAAUGCUAGCCUAAUUCUGCAAGAACAGCUUGCAGAAUUAGGCAUUUUGAGUGGUUGACACACACAGACAGCAAUUAACUAUGUGAUGCAUAAUUAGUGGCUAAUGCACUUGUUUAGACUACAAUUAUUUAAACUAAAUGAACUAUUAAAUAGUUUGUUUAUAUUAAUGCUA
Molecule: messenger RNA, 2615 nt
Organism: Daucus carota subsp. sativus
Lineage: Eukaryota; Viridiplantae; Streptophyta; Magnoliopsida; Apiales; Apiaceae
Product: peroxisomal fatty acid beta-oxidation multifunctional protein MFP2
Exons: 18
Coding region: 114-2279 (721 amino acids)
Biological process (GO): fatty acid beta-oxidation
Cellular component (GO): peroxisome
Molecular function (GO): (3S)-3-hydroxyacyl-CoA dehydrogenase (NAD+) activity; NAD+ binding
Source: RefSeq, a predicted model, not a curated record